This is a messenger RNA of Peromyscus leucopus (white-footed mouse), 4365 nucleotides long. RefSeq names its product myotubularin related protein 9 (gene Mtmr9). The record is from RefSeq and is a predicted model, not a curated record. Gene Ontology annotation, biological process: negative regulation of autophagy. Lineage: Eukaryota; Metazoa; Chordata; Mammalia; Rodentia; Cricetidae.
GUCGUCAUCCCCCAGGCCGCGGCCGCCCAGGGACCAUGGAGUUCGCGGAGCUGAUUAAGACCCCACGGGUGGACAAUGUGGUGCUGCACCGGCCUUUCUACCCCGCCGUGGAGGGGACUCUGUGUCUGACGGCACACCUGAUCCUGUCCUCCCGGCAGGACAACACGGAGGAGCUCUGGCUCCUCCAUUCAAAUAUCGACGCCAUUGACAAACGAUUUGUAGGCUCCCUGGGUACCAUCAUCAUAAAAUGUAAAGAUUUCCGAAUUAUUCAGUUGGAUAUUCCUGGGAUGGAGGAAUGUUUAAAUAUAGCCAGUUCCAUUGAGGCAUUGUCCACUCUGGACUCAGUCACCCUGAUGUACCCUUUCUUCUGACCCAUGUUUGAGGUGAUGGAAGAUGGCUGGCAUUCCUUCCUUCCUGAGCAGGAGUUUGAGCUCUACUCCUCCGCUACCAGUGAAUGGAGACUGAGCUAUGUCAAUAAGGAGUUUGCCAUCUGUCCUUCCUACCCACCAGCAGUCAUUGUGCCCAAGUCCAUCGAUGAUGACGCUCUUCGGAAAGUGGCAGCCUUUCGACAUGGGGGGCGCUUCCCGGUACUGAGUUAUUACCAUAAAAAGAAUGGCAUGGUGAUUAUGCGAAGUGGUCAGCCUCUGACUGGCACCAAUGGGCGGAGGUGCAAGGAAGACGAGAAGCUGAUAAAUGCCACCCUCAGGGCAGGAAAGCGUGGCUACCUCAUUGACACCAGAUCACUGAAUGUGGCCCAGCAAGCUAGAGCCAAAGGAGGGGGCUUUGAACAGGAAGCUCACUAUCCCCAGUGGAGGCGGAUUCACAAGUCCAUUGAGAGAUACCAUGUUCUUCAGGAAAGCUUAAUCAAGCUUGUGGAAGCAUGUAAUGAGCAAACCCACAACAUGGACCGAUGGCUUGGCAAGCUGGAGGCCUCCAACUGGCUGACACACAUCAAGGAGAUUCUGACCACUGCCUGCCUGGCGGCCCAGUGCAUUGACAGGGAGGGAGCAUCGGUAUUGAUUCACGGCACAGAAGGGACCGAUUCCACACUGCAGGUGACUUCCCUGGCCCAGAUCAUCCUGGAACCGAGAAGCAGGACCAUCCGUGGUUUUGAGGCCCUGAUCGAGAGAGAGUGGCUGCAGGCUGGCCACCCGUUCCAACAGCGCUGUGCACAGUCAGCUUAUUGCAGCAGCAAGCAGAAGUGGGAGGCACCCGUGUUCCUUCUCUUUCUGGACUGUGUGUGGCAGAUCCUCCGGCAGUUCCCUUGCUCCUUUGAGUUCAAUGAGCAUUUUCUCAUCAUGCUCUUUGAGCAUGCUUAUGCCUCACAGUUCGGAACAUUCCUGGGCAACAAUGAGAGUGAAAGAUGUAAGUUGAAGCUACAGCAGAAAACGAUGUCUUUGUGGUCAUGGGUCAACAGGCCCAGUGAGCUGAGUAAAUUCACCAAUCCACUCUUUGAAGCCAACAGCCUGGUCAUCUGGCCUUCCGUAGCUCCACAGAGUCUCCAACUGUGGGAAGGGAUUUUCCUGCGCUGGAGCAGAUCCUCUAAGUAUCUGGAUGAAGCAUAUGAGGAGAUGGUUAACAUCAUUGAAUAUAACAAGGAGUUGCAAGCCAAAGUCAAUAUCCUGAGGAGGCAGUUGGCCGAACUGGAAACAGAGGAUGGGCUACAGGAGAGUCCUUGAACGAUCUCCCCACCCGUCCUGAGGACCCAUCUAGGCCUGAGUCCGUCUCUCCCUCUGUUUGCCCCUGAGUUCACUGUACACAGUAGCCUUGAACUUGGCUGUAGGUGUGGGAUCCUGUAACAUGGCUUUCUGAGCACUGCAAGAUGGAAGUCACUAACACACACCAGUAUGGCCUGUUAGGCCCUUUGCCAUGGGAGCAGAGGUGCUGUCACAUCACUGACUGUGACACCUGUGCCCUAUGCUGUCCUCCAACUCCACUUCCCAAACAGUGGUCCAGACUAGUUAAGAAUCCAUCUAAAACAUGGGCCCGACUUCUGAAUUCAAGUAUAGAAGUGGUUUUUAAAACAAGUGGUUGAGAAGCCAGACUUUCGUGUUUAGCACGGCUUCUGGCCUCUACUCCUUACCCCUAGGUAUAAAAUAACCGUUCUCCUUUAAAAUAGUUUUGGGCUAACAAAGCCUAUUUUGUCAAGAAGGAAAAAUCAGAAUAGUUAUUUGUGAUAAAUCAUUCUAUGAGGGCAACAGGUGUGGUCCUCUGAUGAUUUCAUUAAGAAAAAGUAAAUUUACAGCUAGCCACUAAAAGUCUGUGUUGUAGAGAAUUGAAGUAGGAAUUCCUCACUGGUAGCCAUCUGCUUUUUAGGUUUCUGACCAUACAUACAAAAAGUGCUUUGAGUGAUGGGUGUGAAUGAAGCCGUAGCUUGAAUAGAAUUCACUUUUUAGAACUAUAUAACAUGUACAGAAUCCAUAAGCUGAGGUCUUACUGCACUGGUUAGAAUCUCUGUGUGACUUAUUUUACUUUUAAAUAUUCUGAGUUGACUUAUGCCACAGCUAGACUUGGAUGUCAACGUGAACCAUUUGUAAGUCUGUCUGCCGACUUGUUCUUUCUGUGUUAGGCAACCAGGGCUGACUGGAGUGGGAGGCUGGGCACGUGGCUCCGCUGUUCGCAGCCUUCCUUCCCGAGUCAUCAGAAGCAGUGGUGCAGUGGCCGCCUUCGGCUCUGGGUGCUGCACCUGUCUGUGCCUGUGUGUGGCUUAGUGCUUUCCAGGUGUCCGUCUCUUGGUAGUCGUCGACUGCUCGCCUUUGCAAGUGCUGUCCUUUCUAGACGAGGACAAUGGAAGUGUGAUUAAAGCCAUUUCAACUUCAUCUGUAUCUAAUCAUUCCCCAGGCCCCUUCUCCAGAGUUGUGUUUCAAGGUGAAAAUAGAACUGCUGGAGGAGGCACCUCUGAUUCCAACACUUGGGAGGCUAAGGCAGGAUGACUUAAGUUUGAGGCCAGCCUGAGCUAUAUAGUGGGUUCCUGGCUAGCCUGACCUACAGAGUGAGACUGUCUAAAAGACGCCAGCAGGGGCUGUGGCCCCUGCUGAGCAUCGGGAAGCAGCCACUGCUUUCCAUUCCAGUUGCCUUGCCUCUUUCUUGCUCCUUCCUGCCUUUCCACCUGUGACAGAAAGUCAGGAACCAAUCAGCAGUCCCAAUUCUGCGGGUGGACAAACGGGUGGAUUUGUCCACCGCCACCUCUGAGCUCAGCUCUGUUCUUGACCUGCUCUUUGGCUCACUGAUGAGCAGAGCACAAGAGAGACUUCCCUGCUGUAGGUCUGUUUUAUGUGAAUUGACCAUCUUAGUUCAAAGAAGAAAUUGCUUGGAUUUCCUGGGGCUGCUCAAUCAAUAGCCCUAUCUGUCACUCUCCCGCCACCCUGCAUGUUUUCUCCUACUAUGUGUGAAGGAGUCCUUGACCUCUAAGCUGAUGGACCCAUAGAAAACCAUCUGGAGGGUUUUUCCUUUGUAGUUCAUUAGAAGUGAGUCCCACUGCUGUGGAGCAGCCUUAAGGCUUCUGUGCACAGAAACUUGGGAAUUUAUUAUGCUUAGCUAGGGAGAGAUCCGCUGCCCCCCAGGCCCUCCUGUGUGCCUGUCUCCCUUAGGAAUACUUGGUGUGCAUCCAGAGUCAUACCAGUGGUAUCAGUACCUUUGCCUGCUUCCUUUUCCCAUGAAACAGCAAUCAUCAGUUUUUGACAAGCUUGCAUUUUAGUGUGGAUUUAUAAAUAGUUUAUCCAAAUACCAGCUUUAAAAGCAAACCUUUGUAUCAGUCCACUUUCCAAGGGUCAUUUAAUAAUGCAAAUAUGAGUUUCCCUAAACUCAAGAACUCGAUCAAACACAGGUGUGUUAUCACUGUGAGUUGGGGGUUUGGUGGAGUCACAGUGUCCACACCCUUCCCUUGGGUGCCAUGAAGAAAUACAGAAGUACACUCGGGAAACUGGUCUGUGUUUUGCUGAGUUGCUUGAAUGACUGUGGUUCUAAACCCUUUAGUGAAGAGGAUGGAGGCGCAAUUCACAGGCAAGUAAGGCUGUGUAGUACUAACCAAGUGAGCCCUCAGACUCCCGUCUACCCACGGUCUCUGCUCCCAUCUGAGGGGGAUUUCACAGUGCAGGCCAUAGACAGAGCAUCAGAGGUCAUUACCCUCCUUCAUCAGCUGUGCAAGGAGGCUUUGGUUACAUCAGCAAACCAGAGCUACUUGAUCAUCCAAGAAACCUGAACCAACUUCAUUGGCAAGACUUUACAGUGAUGUCAGUAAUCUUUUUAUUACAUAGCAUGAAGAGAAAAGCAAAAAUAAUAAAAUCCAAUAAUCUUAACACAUUUUAAGGAAAGAUUAGACUGUCAAAAGGCAAAAAUUUCGAGUGAUCUUUUCAACAAAUCUAA